Messenger RNA from Dunckerocampus dactyliophorus (ringed pipefish), 3153 nucleotides. RefSeq names its product dpy-19-like 1, like (H. sapiens) (gene dpy19l1l). The record is from RefSeq and is a predicted model, not a curated record. Gene Ontology annotation, molecular function: mannosyltransferase activity. Lineage: Eukaryota; Metazoa; Chordata; Actinopteri; Syngnathiformes; Syngnathidae. The transcript is spliced from 22 exons. Gene Ontology annotation, cellular component: nuclear inner membrane. Bases 143 to 2359 code for a protein of 738 amino acids.
GAUCCUCCCGCCCCUAAGGUGUAGAAAGUGAAGCAAGUCGUGAUCCAGGGAAGGAUCUCGCCAGCAGGCACAUGGUGCCGCUGUGUGGCCGCUCACAUCCGGCUUCCUCCUCGCUGCCUAUCGCUGUCUUUUCGUGGCGACCAUGACGGCCAAAAACAGAAAGCAAUCGGGGAAGAGUUCUUCCUCGCAGAGUGACAAAGGCGAUAAGAGCUCGCUGGUUUCUCCUGGAGGUAAAAGUGUCUCCAGGCGGGCUGGCAGAGAUGGCAAAGCUCACGGCGGUGGAAGCUCGCACCAAAACGGGCUAUCAGGCAUCAGGAACAAGCUGGGGCUGACCGGCUGCGGGGCGGCCCGGCUGGGAUUCACUCUCCUCCUCGCUACACUCAGCGGAUAUCUCCACUGGUAUCAUCUCACACAGCUCUUUGAGAACGACAGACACUUUUCACACUUGUCCAACCUGGAGAAGGAGAUGGCAUUCCGUACAGAAAUGGGUUUGUACUACUCUUACUACAAGACCAUCAUCGAGGCAGACUCCUUCCUGGAGGGCCUGCACAUGGUGAUGAAUGACCGGCUGACAGAGUACCCACUGGUUAUUAACACCCUCAAGAGGUUCAAUCUCUACCCAGAGGUUGUUCUGGCCAGCUGGUACCGGAUGUACAUGGGUGUCACGGGUUACUUUGGCAUCACUACCAAGAUGUGCUGGUCCAUCAACAGAGGAGAAGGCCUGACACCUGUGGACAGUUGUGAAGGCUUGGGCGACCCGGCGUAUUUCUACGUCAGCUGUGUAUUCUUGCUGAAUGGUGCGAUGCUGACCCUGUUCUUCCUGUACGGCGCCUACCUCAGUGGCAGCCGGCUGGGCGGCAUUGUUACCACGGUGUGUUUUUUCUUCAAUCACGGCGAGAGCACUCGUGUGAUGUGGACCCCUCCUUUGAGGGAGAGCUUUGCCUACCCCUUCCUCGUCAUGCAGAUGUUGCUCCUCACUUUCAUCUUGAGAACCCGGAACCCAAGCAGGAUGGCCUUGGCUGCUCUGGGCGUCUCCACGUUGUGCUUCAUGCUGCCUUGGCAGUUUGCCCAGUUUGUGCUGCUCACUCAGGUGGCUUCCCUGUUUGCUUCCUACAUCCUGGGUUACCUCAGUGCUGCUAAGAUGCAGUCCGUGUUGGUCACUCACAUGGUCACCCUGGCCGUCUGCUUCGUUCUGAUGUUUGGCAACUCCAUGCUCCUCACGUCCUUCUACGCCUCCUCGCUCGUCUCCAUCUGGGCUAUCGUUGUGUUGAGGGAUCGGUUUGCUCAGACCAAAACUGGCCUCGUCUUCUGGAUCAUGCAGGCUUUAGUUUGGGUGGGCUCCACUGUUCUGCUCAAAUUCUUGCUGUCCACAAUCCUUGGCGCUUCAGAUGACGCCCACAUCAGUGCCUUGAUUAAGUCCAAGUUCAGCAGCUACAAGGACUUCCACACGCUCAUGUACACGUGUGCUGCAGAGUUUAACUUCAUGGAGUGGGAGACUCCUACACGUUACUUGAAAACGUUGCUGCUGCCAGUCAAUGUGUUGUUGGUUGCUCUGAUUGCCAAGACGACUGUGCAGGAUGUCUUCCGCUCCCUGAGUGAUGGAGGGAAGGCGCCUGUCAGGAACAAUGAGGAUCAGGGUGACGAAGCUUUAAGGUGUGACGUCACCAAAGCUGAAAUGGCGUACCACAGCUUGCAGCUGGUGGCGUUCACUCUCCUGGCCAUCCUCAUCAUGCGACUCAAGCUCUUCCUCACGCCUCACAUGUGCAUCAUGGCCUCGCUGAUCUGCUCCAGACAGUUGUUCAGAUGGCUCGGGGAGAAGGUUAAGCACCGGGCCACUGUGAUCCUGGUACUGGCCCUGAUGGCGGUACAAGGAGUGGCUAACCUGCGUGCCCAGUGGAGCAUCAUUGGAGAGUUCAGCAACCUGCCGCAGGAGGAGCUGCUGGACUGGAUCCAGGAGAACACCGACCCCGACUCUGUGUUUGCUGGAGCCAUGCCCACCAUGGCCAGUGUCAAGCUGUCCACUGGUCGCCCCAUCGUCAACCACCCCCACUAUGAAGACGCUGGUCUGAGGGAGAGAACCAAGCUGGUCUACUCCAUGUACAGCCGCAUGUCUGCAGAGAGCGUGAAGCACAACCUGAACAAGCUGGGAGUGGACUACUUUGUUCUGGAAGAUUCUUGGUGCACCAGGAGGACCAGACCCGGCUGCAGCAUGCCAGAGAUCUGGGAUGUGGAGGAUCCCCAAAACGUGGGUAAAACUCCUCUGUGCACUCACAUGUCGAGGAACUCGUGGCCUCACUUCACCACAGUCUUUGCCAAUCACAUCUAUAAAGUCCUCAAAGUGGCCAAAGACGUCAGAUAACAGUGCAGGACCAAGCCAACUUCACUGUCACCACUGCUGCUCUUCACGUAGCAUAAACAUCUCCCUUUUUUGUCCAGCGAUGCAGGGGAAAGUUGCUCCUUCCUUUUUGUCACAUGGGCUCUGUUAUAGUGUCUCGAGAGAAACCGGUUACUUCAUUGGUUUUCAUGAUGUCUGCAUGCUGUGAAAGCAAUGCCUAAAAAAGACAAAAUACAACCUACCACUCAUUCUGCUGUUCUGUACAGUGUUAGCUUGUAUUUGUGUGCUCACGUGUACACAAGGUCAGUGAUGUUGUCUUCUUGUGUAUGAAGUACAUUGAUCAUGUGCACUACCUUUACACUUUGAUGAUCGAGCAGCACAAGUCCUGGGGGAGAUGGCAAAGCACCUCGUUCCGGUCAAGUAUUUCUUGUGUUGCAACAAUUGUCACCUUGUUUUUUUUCCUGUUACAUCUCAUACAUUAAUUGUAGCAGUGCUGUGCAUCUAAAUGGUAGCAGCAUGGCCUUUUGGAAAAUUGUCUUUUUUUUUUUUUUUUUUUUACUUGUAACAUGAGAUAGUCAACAUGUAUGAAGCUAAAAGGAGACAACUAGAAUUGUUGCAACAAGCUAAAGGGUUAGCCUUAAUGUGCCAAAGUGAGUGGUCGGACAAAUACAUCAAAGUUAAUUCUGUAAAAAAUGUACAAUGCUUUUUUAAUGAAAGUUUUAAAUCCCUUUUUAAUGCAUUUAUCAUUCCUCCUGCCGUGUAUGCGUGUUGCACAUGUCUUUUAUAAUGUUUGUAUUGAAAUAAAGGGUCAAAUUUUA